Molecule: messenger RNA, 456 nt
Organism: Musa acuminata AAA Group (dessert banana)
Lineage: Eukaryota; Viridiplantae; Streptophyta; Magnoliopsida; Zingiberales; Musaceae
Product: E3 ubiquitin-protein ligase EL5-like
Exons: 1
Coding region: 1-456 (151 amino acids)
Source: RefSeq, a predicted model, not a curated record
AUGCUUUGGCUUUCCACAAUUUGUGUGCUUGACGCUGUUCUCGGGUCUGAGGUAGGCAACCGUAGCUUUCGUACCCUACCCGUUUCAACUUUGUGCGCCUUGCCUAACGGCGGCGUGGGCGGCACCCUCGCCUCCGCCUCUGCCACCUGUCGCGGCCUCCGCCCUAGCGUACUCGACUUCCUCCCCGUUCUCAUCUUCGCCGCCGCACCGGGGUGCGACGAGGAUGUGGUGGAGUGCGCGGUGUGCCUCAACGAGUUGGAGGAAGGGGAGAAGAUGCGAGCCCUCCCGCGGUGCGGCCACUGCUUCCACAUGGAGUGCAUAGACAUGUGGUUCCACUCCCACUCCACAUGUCCCCUUUGCCGCACCGCCGUGGAGGCUGCCCCGCCACCGCCGUGCGUGGAUGGGUUGCAUCUCAUUUGGGGCAAGUGGUAUGAUGUGAGUGAACAUAGUGAAUGA